Molecule: messenger RNA, 2229 nt
Organism: Talaromyces stipitatus ATCC 10500
Lineage: Eukaryota; Fungi; Ascomycota; Eurotiomycetes; Eurotiales; Trichocomaceae
Exons: 2
Coding region: 1-2229 (742 amino acids)
Source: RefSeq, a predicted model, not a curated record
AUGGAGGUCUUCUUCGUGGAUGACUCAUCAAGUAAACAUCGAGAGAAAGCGCGUUCAUUCGUGGCGAAGAACGCGAUUAGGAGACGAGUCAAGGAACAGGAGGCGGCAAGGAUCAAGUCCACAUGGACGGUCACCGUUGACAGGCAGAGGAAAGACACUCAAUCCAGAUACCAUGACAAUCACGACAAAACAUUGGGAUCGAGCACACAUAUGCCAAGACCAAUAUUAGUGCCGCUUAUAAAAUACGAUAAUGUGGCUGUCUCCAAUAACAGCACAUCAAAACCAAAGGGCAUAUGGGGUGUCAGCAAUGCAAUCUGUCCCAACCCUGGACAAGCAGCUCGCAGCGCAUUUCGAACAAGCAAUGUGGCGUCCUUUAUCCAGUCGGCUACGAACAUGUUCAACAAGGCGAAGUUUGGCAAGUUCAACAGUCCCGAAGAGCAGAAUAAACUACAUAUCAUGGCUCUUACGUAUCGAGGAGAAGCCAUGAAAAUGGCUCGGAAGCAGUUAUUCAUCUCUACAACAGCUUCUUCUGAGGACACUUCCAGCUCCGCCCGAAUCCGGCAAGAUUUGAUUGUGGAAUCUCACUUUCUUAUUAUUUUGCAGCUUGUCCUGAUGGAUUAUAUCUUCUUUCCAGCGCAGGCUCGAGCUCAUUUCGCGGCUAGCAGAGAGUUUAUACGCUCAUGGGCGGCUAGCUCGCAGGAUACUUCCGGCGCUAUCAGAAUACCGACUUUUAUUCAUAACCAUUCGAUAACACAAAUUGUGGUCGCCUUUGACAAUGCGCACCUAGGGCCGGAUAGCCUCAUUUGGGAUCGAAGCGACCUUCCUGCAUUACAAAAAGCUCUACAUAGUUUUAUGACUAGACUGUUAGAGGCUGGUCCAUCGAAGACAGCAACGAUGUACAAGUCUCGGAUUGAUCCAGAAAGUCUGGUGUGGCGCAGCCUCACAAAAACACCAGGAGUUAUUCCAUACGAUCGAGGAAAUUAUCUCUCCGAAUCUCAAGGACAAAUGGCAUCUAUCAUGCUGAUUUGUUCAGUCUUCAUGGACUACGCGUCAUCUUCUGGUGUUCCACAACAGUGCUUGUCUGAUCUCGAGAGCGCCAUGAUCUCCCUCGGGGACGAAGCUCUUGUGAGUGCGCUCAACUUGGCGUGGAUGAUGGGAGGAGGAGUCGGUUUGCCGAUUGAAAACCGGCGAGAACGACUUUACGCGACAGGGGGAAUGCUAUAUGUAUUCCGGGGACAGCAACAUCCUCUUGAUGACGACUCGGAUCUAAUGAAUCGGCUUGACAAUCAGUGCGAGUUCACGGAGGAUGAAUUCACCAUGUCGUCGCCACUACCUUCCGGGUAUCGGAAACUCUCAGAACGAAUUCUCAUAUGGGAGCCUCGACAAACUACACAGUCAGGGGAUGAGAAAAGCCCUUCAAAGACGACAGACUUGUCGAACGAUUCAUCGCCAGAAGUCAUACUCGUAUUCACAUGGGCAGACGCGCAAUCUCGCCACUAUGCCAAGUACAUCGAGGGGUAUCAGAAUCUCUAUCCGAAUGCAAAAAUCAUCCUCACAACAGCAACCACCCUAGGAACGUUCUUUGGUGGUCAAAAAGCGGCUCAAUACAUAGUCAAGGACAUGGUUCACAAGGAGCUUGCACCCUUGUAUGAGCAGAGCGGUGACUCUUCGAUCUCUGGUCCUCGAAUGCUUGCACACGCCUUCUCCAACAGUGGUGCCCUGAACCUGGAAGCAACCUGGUGUCUCUGGAAAGAAGCUUUUGGGCCACAUGCACCACUACCUCUGACAGCAUUGGUCCUUGACUCAACACCCGGUGGUCUCACAUACAAAACCGAGUUUACUAGAUGGACAACCGGUGUCUCUCUUGGCAUCGAGCCAGUACUACCUAAACCUAUUAGCUGGGUUAUUGCAGCGGUUAUUGUGACAUUCCUUAUGGUAGCCCCACAGGUUCUUGGGAUCGAAAUUAUGGCUACACGCGGUCCCAGAGGAGUGAACUCGGCACGAAACAUCCCGCGGGAUAGCGCGCGACUGUAUAUUUAUUCGACUUCGGAUAAGCUUAUACACCAUAAGCAUGUCGAGGCUCAUGCAGAAAUUGCCAGGGAGAAAGGGUACUCGAAUCUGAUUCUGGAGCGGUUCGAUGGAUCAGCGCAUGUUUCGCACUUAAGGUUGGAUCCGUCGAGGUAUUGGAAUGCUGUAUGGAAGGUGUGGAACGCAGCUAGCAGGACAUAG